Messenger RNA from Ziziphus jujuba (common jujube), 1258 nucleotides. RefSeq lists its product as uncharacterized. The record is from RefSeq and is a predicted model, not a curated record. Bases 95 to 979 code for a protein of 294 amino acids. Lineage: Eukaryota; Viridiplantae; Streptophyta; Magnoliopsida; Rosales; Rhamnaceae. The transcript has a single exon.
GUCUCUUUUGCAAAACCAAAUAAACAAAGCAAAGCUUUUCUGCGUUUGAAUACCCAAAAAAAAAAAAAACAAAAAAACAAAAAAAAACAAAGAAAUGGGUUGGCAGAUUUGGCAACAGAAGUUCCAGAAGCUGUUCAAUUUGGCCAUUCUAAGAGAACCUUUCCACAUCCUCACGAUCUCACUCCUAGGCCUCAUUCUUCCUCUCUCAUUUCUUCUCUUGGCCAGGAUUUCUUAUGCUCGAUAUCUCUUAACAUUGGAUUCUUAUUCUUCCAGUACCCAAGAUACUACUUCUACUUCCUCUUUUGUUUUCUCUUUGUCCCUCUAUGCCAAUCCAGCUCUUCUCUAUUUCCUCGUUUCCAUAGUUAGUAUAGCAACUCUUAUCCACUGUCUGACGGGCAAACUCACCCUUAUAACCAACACUUCCACUCCAACUUUCCGUCCGAAAUUGUACACGGCAUGGAUUUUUCUAUGCACAUUGCAAGUUUGUGUUGGUUUGGGAAUCCAAAGGAGCAUUCCGGCCGAGAGUACUGCAGAUGGUGGUUUCGGUUUCGAUACGGAAAGAAGCUUAUUCAGCCGAGUUAUAUUCUUCCUGGGAUUGCAUGAGACCAUGUUUCAUUGGUGUAGAGUGGUAGUGAAGCCGGUGGUGGACGACACGGUUUUCGGCGUGUAUAGGAAGGAAAGCUUGGUUGAGAAAGUGGCUGUGGCUGUGAGCUUUGGUAGUUUAUGGUACUGGAGAUUGAGGGGUGAGAUUGACUCCUUGGUGAUUGUUGGUGAGGCUAAGCGAGAGCUGCCAAUGGGAAUGGGUAUGGCUGAUUUCGUUGGUUGGUGGUUAUAUUACCUUACGGUGACGAUUGGAAUGGUUAGGAUCGUUAAGGGAAUUUUGUGGUUUUCUAUGAUCUUGAUUUGCAGGAGGAGGAUAGGAGAGAACUUGGAUGAUCAUACCACCACAGAUGAAGAGAAAGGUCUCAACUCAACUUGACCCCGUUUCUCUUUUUUCUUUUCCUUUUUUUUUUUUUUUUUUAAAAAAAUUUUUUUUGUUUUUGUUUUUUUUCCAUAUAUUUUUGUUGAUUAUUUUCUGUUCAAAGAGAGAUCCAAUUUACCUCAUAAUCAGUUACAUUUUGCUUUUUCAUUAUGGUUUUUGCUGAUGAACAUAUUGUAUUCCUCUAAACAAAGCUGUAUAAUUAUCCAAUUUGUUACAACUCUAUAGUUUGUUGGCUCUUUUAAGCCAAAAUUAUAUAAUAUUUGAUGUUCUUCUAUU